AUGCAUGGGCGACGGCGAGAAGACCUCCCCGUUCUGUCUCCUGAGAAGCGGGAGGCCCAGAGGCAGAAAAUCAGGCAAGCAUUUGCCCUUUUGCAGAAGUUGCUUACACAGCGCAAGUCUGGGAUCUUCGCCCCCGAGGUGCUGCAAGGCACCCGCAAGCUAAUCGAGUUUCAUCCCGAACUCUCCACGAUUUGGAAUUACAGACGCGAAGUCCUUAUCCGCAUCCUGGAGAAACCAUGCGAGGCUGCGCCCGAAGGACUGAGAGCGCCUACGGAAGAAGGAUACCCUGACAUGCCCACAAGCAUCGAGAGCAGCUCUACGCCAUCGUCAUGUUUUGUGCCCCCUUCAGAGGUCGCCAGAAACGUCACCGCCUCAGAAAGCAGCAGCAACAGCACUCAGUGUUUUUUCUGCCGGCGCUACAGUCGUUUGCUUCAAGUAUUGCGGGAUGAAAUGCAGAUCACGACGAACAUCAUCACAAGUGGCUCCGCGAAGGCGUACUGCGUCUGGCUGCACCGUUCUUGGACCCUUGCUCGCCUUGCCGCUCAUGAGUUCACACGACAUUCACUGCACGCGUCUGCACAUCCCCCGUCUUCGCCUUCUCCCCCCGACACAUUAAAGAGGACAGUGGAUGAAGAGGAAGACCUGCAGCUGCAAGAUUCCCCUUUGGAGCAGCCCGCCCAUCUAUUGCAUACGGAUCAGCAGCCGCUAAAGAAAGAGCAGGACGAACAAGCCUCUGUGUGUGGCUGCUGCAAGGCACUUUGCCCUACCGUGAAUCCCACUCCCAUAAACCCAUCUGCCCGCACAUGCGGCUUGGAUGCGGCCGUACAGUUGCUGCAGGACGAGGUGAAUGCCUGUGAGAGGCUUCUUACGGAGGCGGACUGCAGGAACUUCCACUGCUGGCAGCACAGAGCCACAGUCCUCGUGUGGCUCGCCGCUUUUAUGCGAUAUCGAGAUCGGCAACGCGAUGGGCAAGAGAAGGAAAGCGAUUGCUCCAGUAAGAAAAAUGCGCAAUUUCAGGCCUGGACGGGCCCAGUUGAUUCUGCACUGUGGCCUCUAGGAGCAAGGUGGGGGAGGGCUUCAAAAGCUGUACUUUUUCGACUAGAUACAGCGCUGUCUCUGCUGCUGAUUCAGUCUGACUUCUCGAAUUACUCCGCUUGGCAUCUUCGGUCGAUGCUGCCAGAGGUGCAGCAAAACAUCAAGGAGGAGCUGGAUCGUCUGUGGCACGCGCUCUACACGGAUCCCUCGGACCAAAGCUUGUGGCAGUAUUAUAACAGUCUAUUUACUGUCUCUGGGUUGGAAGCGGCUGGCCUGAGUCUGACUCACCUACCCGCCAGACCUGACCCCCGGCCCGCCACCUUUCCUCCAUGUGCAACGACGCAGCUGAUGUCUGGCCGUUUAUCGCACCUUCCAUCGCCAGUGUGGAACUUUGUGCUUCCCCCGGAUAGCUCUGCGAGGGAUAUCCUCAAGGAGCCUCUCCGUGUGCACUUGGCAUUGUCUCAGUACGGUGGCUUCUUGGCGGAUGAGGGCAGAGGCAUUGAUGCCUUUCACUUGCAAAGACUUAAAUCCUUCUCUCCAGAGCUUGCACCCAUUGCCAGCCUACCUGCACAGAGGACAUACCGGGAACCCGCGGAGCCUCUGCUCUCGGGAGCUUCUGAGAUUCCUCAUCCUGCUGCAGAGGACUCCUCUGACGCCCUUUCCUCGGCUUCCUUCUUAUGGAAGUGCCACACCAUCAUACCCUGCACCGAUAGCAAGCGACCGUCGGAGGCCGGCAAGGGGCCAACAGAGCUAUGGGCCAUUUGCCAUCGUUUGAGCUGUACCGGAACCGGCUGUGGAUGCUCCGUAGUGAAGGAGGACGCAUUUAAAGAGCAGGCAGCCGCAACAGCAGAUCCAGAGGUUACAGCUUUUGCUGAGGCUGUCGCAGCCGCGGGGGGCUGUUUGCCUGAAUAUGUCUCGGCGGAUCUGGUAAAAACAGAAAUAGAGCGACUGGAGGAGUUCUUUGAGCAUGAGUCGGAAUGCGCAGGCGGCCAACUCAGCAAGGUGAUGCUAGACUGGCAUAUACCAUUUCUGCCCUACCUACGAGAACUGCAUGUCUGCGGGACGAAGAUCUCGCAGCUUUCCCUUCUUCUUCUCUCCGUGGCUCAGCUACCCUGCAUCUACAGGGUGGACGCUACCGAUACUCAGCUUCUUCCCGUUAAUGAGGACCCUGCGCUUUCCGAAGACGAAGACCUCAUAGAAGCCCUGGGGGCAUCGACACUACAGGAGAUUGUCGUAUCUGGAACGCCGUUGGCUCGGUCCCUAGCCCAGUCGAAAAUACCAAACCUGACGCUCUGUAAACACUUCAUUGUUCGCGUGGAGGACGCGCGGAAAGACAGUCAUGGCACUGCCUGUAAACACUUGAUUGUUCGUGCGAAGGACGCGCGGAAGGACAAUCAUGGCGCUGCAUCGAAGACCGAAGUAACAGUUGAACGCCCACAUUCGGCAUAUUUUUUUUGA
Cyclospora cayetanensis is the source of this 2493-nucleotide messenger RNA. RefSeq lists its product as uncharacterized. The transcript has 8 exons. NCBI's taxonomy places the organism in Eukaryota, Apicomplexa, Conoidasida, Eucoccidiorida, Eimeriidae. Gene Ontology annotation, cellular component: cytoplasm; Rab-protein geranylgeranyltransferase complex. The record is from RefSeq and is a predicted model, not a curated record. The coding region runs from base 1 to 2493 and encodes 830 amino acids. Gene Ontology annotation, molecular function: Rab geranylgeranyltransferase activity. Gene Ontology annotation, biological process: protein geranylgeranylation.